CGUCGCGCUGAUCAGCUCCGCGCCGUGGAGGUGCGGUACCGUUGGGAUGGGGAAAGAAGGCGUUGCAGCGGGUAUUAAUCUCUUUCCGCUCGUUUUGUAGCAGCAGGAGAGGAAACUCCCUUCCUCCGUCGCCUCCCUGCCCCAGGCAUGUUGGCGAUGCCCCGCUGAGACGUGCAGAGUUUGGGGUUAACUCGCACCUGGCCGCCCUGGAAUAGAGACGCUCCGGACCGGAUCGGUUGGGGUUUGUGGUCUAUGUCUUGUUGGAAAAUCCGGCGGAUUUUUUUCUCGCUCGUGGAGGAAGAGCCCCGUCCUGGCGGUUGGCUUCGUGGUCUUUUUUGGAGGGCGAAGGAAGGGAAGGGAUCUUGCUUGAGCUGUACACAGAGAGAGCUCGGACAUGUGUUGUCAGCACAUCUGGGGAAUACAGUCUGCAAGUCCAGAAGGAAAAUUGCUGGGAUCGUUCAAACUGCGAUAUUGAUCUUUGUUAUUUUUUUUCGCCGAGGGAUGCACUUGGCAUGAGAAUCGGAGGAUGGAAAUUGUUUGGGAGGUGCUUUUUCUUCUGCAAGCGAAUUUCAUUGUCUGCAUUUCAGCUCAACAAAAUUCACCAAAAAUCCAUGAGGGCUGGUGGGCGUAUAAGGAGGUGGUCCAGGGAAGCUUCGUUCCAGUUCCCUCCUUUUGGGGUUUGGUGAACUCAGCGUGGAAUCUUUGCUCUGUUGGGAAAAGGCAGUCACCCGUCAAUAUCGAAACCAGCCAUAUGAUUUUUGACCCAUUCUUAACUCCGCUUCGCAUCAACACGGGGGGAAGAAAGGUCAGCGGGACAAUGUAUAAUACAGGGAGACACGUUUCUCUACGAUUAGACAAAGAGCAUUUGGUCAACAUCUCUGGAGGGCCGAUGACGUACAGCCACCGCCUGGAGGAAAUCCGGUUACACUUCGGAAGUGAGGACAGCCAGGGAUCAGAGCACCUUCUCAAUGGACAGGCGUUCUCUGGGGAGGUUCAACUGAUCCACUACAACCAUGAGUUGUACACAAAUGUCACAGAAGCUGCAAAGAGUCCUAAUGGGUUGGUGGUAGUUUCCAUAUUUAUGAAAGUAUCUGAAUCAUCAAAUCCAUUUCUAAAUCGUAUGCUUAACAGAGACACUAUAACAAGAAUAACGUAUAAAAAUGACGCAUACUUACUACAGGGGCUUAACAUUGAGGAGCUUUACCCGGAGACCUCUAGUUUCAUUACAUAUGAUGGGUCAAUGACAAUUCCACCCUGCUACGAAACAGCAAGCUGGAUAAUAAUGAACAAACCCGUCUACAUAACAAGAAUGCAGAUGCAUUCCUUACGACUGCUAAGCCAGAAUCAGCCAUCACAGAUUUUUCUGAGCAUGAGCGACAAUUUCAGACCAGUCCAGCCCCUCAACAAUCGAUGUAUCCGAACUAAUAUCAACUUUAGUUUACAGGGAAAAGAUUGUCCAAACAAUAGAGCACAGAAACUACAGUAUAGAGUAAAUGAAUGGCUCCUCAAGUAAGACAGAACAGUCAGAACCCAUAACCUCAGUGGAAUGCUACUACUGUGAUUGACAUAAUCUAGAAUGCACCCAAACUCACUCUCUCUUUGGGUUCGUGACAGCAUGUGCAAGCAUGCUGUAGGAAUAAAGCUGCCAUGUUGGAAACUCAACUUAAAAUUCAUUCAUAUGAUCGGUGGUAAUUAAAAAAAAUAAAAAGACAGUAUUACAGUAAGUGUGAUUACAAUUUUGAUACAGUUUUCCUGAACUAAUUUAGCAUCACAAAAAAAAAAAGAAAAAAAGACUUUUCAGCCUUUGUAUAUAUGAAAUUCUUUCUCCUUUCCCCCCUUUCCCUCAAACUAAAAGAAAAAAGAGAAAAAAGGUGGCUUGGUGCAGCAUCAAAGUGGAGUUGUGUUCUGUGUGCCAAGUAAUCCUUGGAAAGCUCUCAUUAUUUCACUAUCAUUAAUGGAUACUGACAAGACAGAACAAGAAGACUGUAGAGCAAACUUAUUUCUAGAUUAUGAUCCUUCUGUUCAUUUAAUUAAAAAAGGGACAGACUGAGAGAUAAGUAUUGUAAAUAGAUCACUGCAGAAUACAAAGGAAAUUUAAAUAUUUCCCUCUGUCACAUAUCUGUAGUAGGAUUUGCCAAAAUCAGAAUUGAUCCAUUUUCUGUUUCUUGUUUUACAACAGGUCAUACAUUGUGUUGGAUACUAAUAACAACUCAAUAAAUGUGUUUAACAAAUUAA
Meleagris gallopavo (turkey) is the source of this 2235-nucleotide messenger RNA. The record is from RefSeq and is a predicted model, not a curated record. Lineage: Eukaryota; Metazoa; Chordata; Aves; Galliformes; Phasianidae.